AUGGCGGAAUUAAACGGUGUUCCAGCAACGCUAAACACGAUGGCUGAAGAAGUUGUAGUGCAAAAUGAUUGUGAGUAUAACGUCACUAGUCCUGCACCGCCUGCAGAUCAAAAUUUACAAAUAAAUCUAGAUGGCGACGGUGGCAGUCUCAGCGCACCACAAGAAUUGCUAAUCCAUAGCAGAAAAAAACAGCUCCGUUUACAGCAACUAGAAGAGACCAUGCGUUUAAGAGAAGAGUAUUUACGGGAAAAAUUUCGCAUUUUGAACGCAGAAGAUGCAGACGAGGAAAUAGAAGGUCCAUGUGUUAUUGGCCCCACCAAAAUGUGUGGAACUAAUGUGAGCGGUAACACAGCAUUUUCUCCUACUCCAGUGCAGCCUGUACAAAAUAACAGAACCAACAUAUGUCCAGCGCGUGAGGUACCGGUACAUACAGUUAUGCAGUCACCACGUCAGCCGUCGACGCGGACUGCGGCAGAGCGUAGUCAGGCCUUACAUGUAGACUGCAACGGUAAUUCGCCAAACAUAUUUACAACGUUCACAGCACCAACAAGUACAGCACGUUCGCCAAAUCAGGUAUUCGCAACUCAAUCAGCCGAUACCUGUAAUUUGACGACUUCGCAGUUUGCAGCGCGGCAAUGCGUGCCAAAAGACUUGCCGGUAUUUAGCGGUGACCCCCAAGAGUGGCAUAUUUUUGUUAGUGCAUAUGAACAGAGCACACAAAUGGCUGGUUACUCUCAUCAUGAGAAUUUAGUUCGCCUUCAAAAAUGUCUACGUGGUAAGGCUAGGGAGGUCGUGCGCAAUUUACUGGUAUUACCGGAGAUGGUACCUGAUAUUAUAAAUACGCUCAGAAUGUAUUUUGGACGUCCUGAGCAAAUACUUAGAGUACUUAUUGAUAGGGCGCGUCAAUUACCAUCGCCUAAGGGUAAACUUGAUCUACUCAUCGACUUUGCAUUUGCUAUCAAGAAUAUAGUAGCAAUAAUUCAUGCAAGCAAACUAAGCGGUUACCUCAACAGCCCAUUACUAUUGCAGGAAUUCGUUGAGAAGCUCUCUCAGGAGUCAAAACUUAACUGGGCAAUUUAUUCAACUGGCAUGAAUAACCCUUGCUUGGAAGAUUUUUCUACCUGGUUGUCCACAUUGGCUGAAGCAGCUUGCCGUGUUACGAAUCCGGCAUCACUCUCAGAGAAACUUAACAAGCGUGAAGCUCAUUUGCACACGCAUAAAUCUGAUGCCGUUUUAAAACAAUACGAAGAAGCAAAAUCUAUGCCCAGAUGCGCAAUGUGUAAUAACCCGCAUAAGGUUCCUCAGUGUGACCGGUUUAAAGCACUCACUAUGAAUGAGAGAUGGGACUUUGUUAAGAGGAAAAAUCUAUGCCGCCAGUGUUUGGGAACACACUCUCGCCGCUGCUGGAGUAAUAAGUCGUGUGGGGUGGAUAGCUGCACAAUACGUCACCACAGACUCCUUCACAAUUCUGAUGUUAACAAAAAUAGUGAAGUUUCAACGAUGCUGAAUAACCACCGUUCGAUUUCCAGCAACAACACCACAUAUUUUCGAAUCUUGCCGAUAGUUUUGUAUGGAAGAAAUAAAACAAUAUCCACAUACGCGUUUAUGGAUGAUGGAUCUACACUAACACUUAUAGAUCAAACACUUGCAGAUGAAUUGGGUGAGGCUGGCGUUCCCGAUCCUCUAUGCAUUCACUGGACUGGAGACAUAAACCGAUAUGAAGCUGAUUCGCAACGACUCGAUUUACGAAUUUCAGGUAAUAUUCAAGGUGCGAAAAUAUAUCCACUCCGAGGUGUUUACACGGUUAGUAGCUUAAAUAUGUCAUCAUCAACAUUGAUUGCUGACCAAUUGAAAACAAAAUAUGCACAUUUAAAAGGCAUUCCCUUGCCAAACUUUAUUGACAUAGUUCCUAAGCUAAUUAUUGGUGUAAAUAACCCCAAUUUGAUAAUGGCACAGAAGGUACGUGAAGGUGGAUGGCAAGAUCCCGUAGGGGCGAAAACCAGAUUAGGGUGGACAAUUUUUGGUGGCGGUAAUAAUCAGAGUAAAGGUAACGGAUUAAACUUACAUAAAUGCGACUGUGAGAGCGAUAACAACUUGCAUGAACUCGUAAAGUCCUUCAUGUUGAAUGAAAAUAUUGGAAUUUCAGUGCCAAAGGUAAAUCCAGUUUCAAUGGAAGAUCAACGAGCCAUAGAAAUUUUGGGUAACUGCGAGUUGCAUGAGGGUCAGUACACCGCGAGCUUGCUGUGGUCAAAUGAUAAUAUACGAUUGCCAGACAGCUUGCCAACAGCUCUUCGUCGCUUUAAGUGUCUGGAACGUAAGUUAUCUAGCAAUCCUGAACUACAACGCAAUAUGCAGAAACAAAUUGACAACUUAGUUAAGAAAAAUUAUGCGACCAAGUUACCGAACGAAGCUAUAAAUGAUUGUGGUGAUAAAAUUUGGUAUUUGCCGGUUUUUAUUGUUCGCAAUCCGCACAAGCCAAAUAAAAUUCGACUUGUGUGGGAUGCAGCCGCAAAAUCUAGAGAUGUAUCCCUAAAUAAUUUCUUACUGAAAGGACCAGAUAUGUUAACUCCACUAGUAAAUAUAUUAUUCAACUUCCGAAUGGGUAGAAUCGCAAUAUGCGGUGAUAUCGAAGAAAUGUUCCACCGCAUUAAGUUACGACACCCAGACGCAGAUGCUCAGCGUUUUCUCUGGCGUACUAACAUGAAUGAUCCGAUAAACGUGUACAGGCUCAACGUUUUAAGUUUUGGGGCUUCUUGUUCUCCAUGUAUAGCGCAUUACGUGCGAAACCUAAAUGCUUCGGUACACGCUGCUCAAAAUUCUCAGGUAGCGUGUGCAAUAAAGAAUCACCAUUACGUCGAUGAUUUUAUUGAUUCGAUUCAAACCGUCGACGAAGCUAUCAAAUUGGCAAAAAAUGUUCGAGAUGUUCACUCCAAAUGUGGUUUCAACAUGCGUAAUUGGUCAAGCAAUUCGCCAGAUGUUUUAGCAGCGCUUAAUGGAGAUGGGGAGCCACAACUUAAAUCAUUUGACUGCAGUAAGGAUGUCAUAAAUUUCGAAAAAAUACUUGAUGACUGUAAAGUACAACUGCAUACGUUCGUAGACGCAAGUGAAAAUGCAUACGCUGCCGUAUCAUAUUUUCGUAUUGAAGCUGGUGGUCACAUCGUCAGUAGGUUGGUGGCAGCUAAAGCAAAGGUCGCACCGUUGCGCCCGCUCUCAAUACCACGACUGGAACUACAGGCUGCGGUAAUUGGUGCACGUUUAACAAACAUGGUUGAGGAAGCACAUCAUAUAAAAUUUGAGAAACGUUGCAUCUGGAGCGACUCAAAAACCGUUCUGAAGUGGCUUCAUGGUGAUCCGCGUAAAUUUCAACAAUUUGUAAUGUUUCGUAUCGCUGAAAUCCAAGAAGCAACUGCUAUCAGUGAAUGGCGUUGGAUACCAACAAAAAUGAAUGUCGCUGAUAUUGCUACGAAAACGAGGCCUUGCAUUGAGGUAGCUCAUCAGUGGAUAAAUGGUCCCGCCUUCCUUACUUUACCUACUAAAGAGUGGCCGGAGCAAGAAGAUCUGGGUACGGUGAACCCUAGCGAAUUUCGAGCUAAGCUUCUAAUUCACAACGUGCAAAAGGUAAAUAUCAACUUUGAAUAUUUUUCGAAUUGGAUUCGACUAUAUAGAGCUAUAGCAAACUGUGUGCUUUACAUCGAAAAACUUAAACAACGGCUCCAAAUCACAUCGGAAGGCAGUCAUCUAACCGCAUGUCAUUUUCGGCGUGCAAAACUGUUUAUUUUUAAGACAAUCCAAAUGGAACAUUUUGAUGACUGGUCAUUGCUUAAAGUUGGUAAGCCUGUAUGUAAAACUGGUCCGCUACGAAACCUGCAAGUUUAUAUGGACGACGAGCAUCUCAUUCGCGUGAAAAAUAGGGCAACAUAUUUUCAGUCAUGCGACCAGCCUCAACGUGAUUUCAUUGUUCUACCACCUGGUCAUCGAGUAACCUAUCUUAUAGUAGAUCACUAUCAUCAACGCUUUUACCAUAUUCAGCACGAGACAGCCUUGAAUGAGGUAAGACAAUUGUUUUUUAUACCAAAACUGCGAUCGUUAUUUAAAGCUGUGAGGCGAAAUUGCCAAGUAUGUAAACUCGCGAACGCCGCUCCGCAAGCUCCACAAAUGGCGCAAUUACCCAUAGCCCGGCUUGCCGCAUUCUCUCGUCCCUUUACGUAUGUUGGAAUCGAUUACUUUGGGCCGAUCUUAGUUACUGAAAACCGCAAGGCGAAGAAGAGGUGGGGAGUAUUGCUGACCUGCCUGACAAUAAGAGCUAUACACAUAGAAAUAGCCCAUUCUCUAAGUACUGACUCCUGUCUAAUGUGCUUGCGAAAUUUCAUUGCUCGCCGUGGCUGCCCUGUUGAAAUAUAUAGCGAUAACGGUACGAAUUUUCGCGGGGCUGAUAGCUUUUUAAAAGACGAGUUGCUUAAACUGAAUGCUUCUAUAGUAGAACGCGAACUUGCUCACAAAGGUAUCGCCUGGAAGUUUAAUCCACCAGCUGCACCUCACAUGGGUGGAGCAUGGGAACGCCUAAUAAGAACAACAAAGACAGUGCUGUAUAAGAUCUCGCCGUCGCAAAGAUUCUCUGAUGAAAGUUUACGUUCGGCUUUGCUGGAGGUGGAGAUGAUCAUUAAUUCUCGACCGCUGACAUAUCUAUCGCUCGACUAUGAGGACCAGGAACCGAUUACCCCAAACCAUUUUUUAUUGGGCAGUUCAAAUGGAGCCAAGCCGUUUUGUAAACCUGAAGAAAUUAGCUUAAAAAUGAAUUUACGUCAAAGCGAGAUGUUUGCGAAUUUGUUCUGGCGUCGAUGGGUACGCGAAAUGAUUCCAUCACUUACACGUCGCAGUAAAUGGUUUGAAAAAGUGAAACCCAUAAGCGAGGGUGACAUCGUAUUGAUUGUCGAUGAAAAUGCAGAAAGGAACACUUGGCUAAAAGGUAUAGUCGUCGAAACAACGAUGGCAAAAGAUGGACAAGUAAGGCGUGCUAAAGUCACGACCAGCAGUAAAGCUUGCAGUGCUCGACAUCGGCAAAGACAAGGCAAGCUCCGAAGAUUCGUCCGCUUACCGGGGGGACAUUGUUGCCGACUUAAGCAACCCGUAAAAAUUUACGAAUAA
This is a messenger RNA of Anastrepha obliqua, 5145 nucleotides long. RefSeq lists its product as uncharacterized. Gene Ontology annotation, molecular function: nucleic acid binding. Lineage: Eukaryota; Metazoa; Arthropoda; Insecta; Diptera; Tephritidae. Bases 1 to 5145 code for a protein of 1714 amino acids. Gene Ontology annotation, biological process: DNA integration. The transcript is spliced from 2 exons. The record is from RefSeq and is a predicted model, not a curated record.